Molecule: messenger RNA, 1770 nt
Organism: Trypanosoma grayi
Lineage: Eukaryota; Euglenozoa; Kinetoplastea; Trypanosomatida; Trypanosomatidae
Product: putative calmodulin
Exons: 1
Coding region: 1-1770 (589 amino acids)
Molecular function (GO): calcium ion binding; nitrogenase activity
Source: RefSeq, a predicted model, not a curated record
AUGCGCUACGCGGUUGAGCCGUGCGCGUCGGUUCGCGACCGCUUGACCUCUGAGGAGCUGCGCCUCCUCCGUGACAGCUUCAUACGUCUUGACAUGGACGGCGACGGGGUUGUGAAGCUGCAGGAUAUCCACGACGUUUUCAAGGAUGAUAUGCCGCCGGCAGCGUGCUUAGAGACAGACGAGACUUUAGAUUUGGUGUCGUAUCUCAAGACAUUCCUGGGACACGUCGGGCUGGUGAGACGGUUGGUGACCCCAGCCCAUGUGAAGCUCUCGGAUGAUGAGGUACUUCUCCUUGAGGAGGCGUUCAGCCACAUGGAUGCGAAUGGUGACGGAUACAUUGAUGAAGGGGAGCUCUGCAGCGCGCUAAUGGAGAGUCUUGGCGUCUGUGGCGAUGACACGUCGAUCACAUGGUUGGCAGGCGUCAUCAUGACGCAAACUGACCGCGAUGGCGAUAGAAGGCUAUCUAUUUCGGAGCUUAUCUGCGCGCUCUUGGAUGACAAGGGCGUGUUCCCACCGCAACUCAUCACACUUCCGCCGAGGGACCAGUGGAAGGAGCAGGUUCAUCUGCAUGAUGCUGGUGCCGCAUGUGCGGUGACCUCGCCGUGCCACUGGUUCUCUCCAUACGAGGUAUUUGUUGUUUUGCGCCUCGUCAGCGCGAUUGCUAAUGAAAGGGCAACACUAACGGCAGUUCAGCUUCGCGUGCGUCUUUCACAUGGCCUUCGGAUAUCGCAUGGCCCCCUGGGCUGCUCAUCGUCGGAGCUCGUGUCGCAUCUGUGUCAUAGGGCUCUUCUUUUGGCCCCAUUUAGAAAAGCUAUUGGUGCAGUUGACUGCGAACGCUUUUGUGCCCUGGCUGUGGCUGACCCCAGCGUUUUGUUGUUGACUGUACCGCCCCCUGCUCGCCGCUUGGAGUUGUCAAUGCGUGAAUUGGCAAAGAUUCCAUACCACACCGGCCGGCACCUUACUUUUGCUCUGAUGGAGUUUGACCCAACCUGUAGUGGGGCGCUGCUGCUCGAUGAGAUGCCGCAGAAGCUGCGGGUCGCGUUCCCUGGGAUGGAGGAGGCGGCCGUGCAGUUCAUUGUAAGGUGUUGCACCGCGGCGGCGGAUGUAAACUCCAAGGGAGGCUUUUCACUGCAGCGGCUGGUGCGUCGUCUCGCGAUUCGGUACUAUGUGCUGCCGUGUGGGUACGCGGGGAAACCGUGGCGGCGCCUGAGCCCCUUCGAGAGAAGUCAGAUACGUACGCACCUGCUUCAUUCGGACGUGGAAAGUUGGUGCACCAUUUCUCGUGAGGAGUUGCGUGAGUGCGUGGUGAGGGAACUGCUUGAGUCUGAUGCCUUUUGGGACCAAGAAUAUGUGGCGUCAUUAGUGGCGUCGUAUGUGGAGACGAUGGUCUUCACACGGCAUAUGCCGCCCAGUGAGGUGCGACGGGCGAUGUCGCAGGAGAGUUGGCCGCCAUCUGGGGAUUUGGUGGAGGAGACGUGCAGGGCGGACAUAGCCGCUAGGAUGACGGAGAUUAACUUGGGUCGUGAGGGGCUCUUCGCUGUUGCAAAGGCCACCUGCGAACUGGAUACCUCGCUCGAUGGUAUCAUCAACGAAGAGUUGUUCCUUUCGACCCUCCACGGCGUGGUAGAGCAGCUUAAGCCGCAAUGGGGCAAGCUGCAGGUGAAUCGGGUGGUGUGUGAUGUCGUGUUGAGCUGCGAGUUGACGGAGGAAGGUCUGAGCGUGAAGUGCUGCACCCUCGUGGAGCGUCUGCUGCAGAACCAGCCUGCGUGA